AAAGUCUAUCUUCAAGAACACACAGACGAAGCGAAAUAUCUCAGUCAUCAACAAAACCAUCACCCAUUACCAAGCAGAGUGUCCACCAUCGAUCCUCAAAUCAGAUCCCGUCAUGAAGCUGCUCGCAUCGCUAAUGCAGAACACCGCCGCACCCCUGUACUCCUCAGGAACACUAAGCUUGCCCAGCAUGUUCUGCGUGGGCCAGUCGCGCUUGCGCUCGGGGUACUUCUCGAACAGCGCCUCGACCAUGGCGGUCGCGAUGUAGCCGGGCGAGAUGGUGUUGACGCGGAUGCCGUAGGGGCCCCAUUCGGAGGCCAGGUUGCGGCCGAGUUGGAGCACGGCGGCUUUGGAGGCGUUGUAGGCGGGGCAGAUUAG
Molecule: messenger RNA, 375 nt
Organism: Scutellospora calospora
Lineage: Eukaryota; Fungi; Glomeromycota; Glomeromycetes; Diversisporales; Gigasporaceae
Source: the annotation of a GenBank genome assembly